Messenger RNA from Cuscuta epithymum, 2018 nucleotides. The record is from the annotation of a GenBank genome assembly. NCBI's taxonomy places the organism in Eukaryota, Viridiplantae, Streptophyta, Magnoliopsida, Solanales, Convolvulaceae.
UAUAGCUACCAAACUUAAACAAGCAAGGUGGUGACUUUCUUAAGGAAAGUACUCGGUAUCUAUUUGUGGCUUUCUCUUUUUGAAAUUUCCCAUGUUUCUUAUCAAUCACGCGACAACUGGAUCAUAAGAGUAGCGAGUAUAAUUAAUCCGCGUCUUCUUCUUUUCCUCCGUUUGAUCGAUUUCCAGGGGUUAAAGGUGAAAAUAGAUUCAUCAUUUGAAGAACCAAGAAUGAGGAUGUGAAUAGUUUUGCUUGACUUUAGAGGGGCUUCUUUCAAAAGAAUUCCGUUUUUUGGGGUAUUGGAAAGAUAUCAUAAGUGGCCUAUGGAAUUUUUGUCCAUAUUUCACUGAUAUACAUCGGAUGUUGAGUUUUUCCUGAAGAAAGGAUGUACAGCAAUUUUAAGGAGCAGGCAGUAGCAUAUGUGAAACAAGCAGUUGAGGAAGAUAACGCUGGGAAUUAUGCAAAGGCCUUUUCUUUGUAUAUGAAUGCAUUGGAGUAUUUUAAGACUCAUUUGAAGUACGAGAAGAACCCAAAGAUCAAGGAGGCGAUUACCCAGAAGUUCACUGAGUACCUGAGGAGGGCUGAGGAGAUUCGGUCAGUUCUUGAUGAGGGAGGAGGUAAUGGUCCCACAGCAAAUGGAGAUGCUGCUGUUGCCUCACGGCCAAAGACAAAGCCAAAGAAUGGUGGAGGAGAUGGAGAGGAUUCAGAGAGUUCAAAGUUAAGGGCGGGGCUCAAUUCUGCAAUAGUGAGAGAAAAGCCAAACAUUAAGUGGAAUGAUGUUGCCGGGCUAGAGAGUGCCAAGCAGGCAUUGCAGGAGGCUGUGAUAUUACCUGUUAAAUUUCCACAGUUUUUCACUGGAAAGCGGCGGCCAUGGAGAGCCUUUCUACUCUAUGGUCCACCUGGAACAGGAAAAUCAUAUCUAGCAAAAGCUGUAGCUACAGAAGCUGACUCGACCUUCUUCAGUAUUUCUUCCUCAGACCUUGUUUCAAAAUGGAUGGGUGAAAGUGAAAAGCUUGUCUCAAAUCUAUUCCAAAUGGCUCGUGAAAGUGCUCCAUCCAUUAUCUUUGUAGAUGAAAUUGAUUCCUUAGUUGGCCAACGAGGUGAGGGCAAUGAGAGUGAAGCUUCAAGGCGUAUCAAAACUGAGCUCCUUGUACAGAUGCAGGGCGUUGGACAUAAUGAUGAAAAGGUUCUUGUUCUUGCGGCGACAAAUACUCCUUAUGCACUAGACCAGGCUAUUAGGAGGCGGUUUGACAAGAGAAUAUAUAUUCCUCUACCAGAUAUGAGGGCAAGACAGCAUAUGUUCAAGGUACAUCUGGGUGAUACUCCUCACAACCUUACUGAAAGUGAUUUUGAGCAACUAGCUAUAAAAACAGAAGGUUUUUCAGGUUCUGACAUAUCUGUUUGCGUAAAUGAGGUUUUGUUUGAACCGGUUCGCAAGACUCAAGACGCUGAGUUCUUUAUCAAGACUCGUGAUGAACUAUGGGUGCCGUGUGGACCUAGGCAGCCAGGUGCCAUUCAGACAAACAUGCAAGAGCUUGCAGCUAAGGGCUUAGCUUCAAAGGUAACACCACCUCCAAUCGCGCGGAGAGAUUUUGACAAAGUGCUGGCAAAACAGAAGCCUACAGUGAGCAAAUCAGAUCUUGAAGUGCAUGAGAGGUUUACAAGAGAGUUUGGUGAGGAAGGGUAAUUAUGCUCUAAGGGAGUUUAUUUACUUUUUACUGCUGGUAAAAGUUGUAAUCAUGAUACUGAUCCCUAUUAAUUUGACAACACUACAUUUCAAUAAAACUAUCAACCGCUGUUCCACGGAGGAAAAUAGAUCUCUUGCAGAGUUGGUGGUAAAUGGUAAUGAACAAUGUAUACUGAUGUGGUUGGUUUAUCUUAUAAAGGCUUUAAGCUUAGGUUUGCUGGAUAAAUCAUGUGGUAAUGGACAUUUGUACAUAGGAAUGGUAUUGAUAUUAUAUGUUUUCUCUUUCCAGAAAUACCUUUUUUGGCAAUCCGUAAGUUGAAUAAUGUCCCUGCC